Coccomyxa subellipsoidea C-169 is the source of this 687-nucleotide messenger RNA. RefSeq lists its product as hypothetical. Gene Ontology annotation, molecular function: protein binding. The record is from RefSeq and is a predicted model, not a curated record. Gene Ontology annotation, cellular component: cytoplasm; nucleus. The transcript has 5 exons. Lineage: Eukaryota; Viridiplantae; Chlorophyta; Trebouxiophyceae; Coccomyxaceae. Gene Ontology annotation, biological process: proteasome regulatory particle assembly. The coding region runs from base 1 to 687 and encodes 228 amino acids.
AUGGUACACCCGAUCAAAGUUCAGCUGAACGAUCUUAUGGUGAAGAGGGAGGAAUUUGAAGCAGAUGUCUCUUUGCGAUCUGAGCGAUUGGACGCUGCAGGAGUUGGAUUGCAUGGAAGUCUCUUGGACAAAGAGGGCUACCCAAGAGCUGAUAUCGAUAUAAUGUCCAUCAGGACAGAUCGGAAAAGGAUAGCAGAGCUUACAAACGACCACAAGUCCGUCACAAACCAGAUUGAGAAGUUGAUCCAGGAGCUGCAUGCUGCAACAAAGGACAGCAAGCCAAGCCAUGAUCGGCCAUCAGCACCUGCAGCAAGUACAACAGACAAGCCUCCCGAACAAUCCAAUGGAAUUGCAGCACCUGUUCCCGCUGGCAGACCCGUGCAUGCAGCGCAGUAUUCACGCCCCCUUGCAGUGGUCGAUGGUGUGUCAGAGGCGUCCCCUGCCAGCAGAGCAGGCAUACAGGUCGGUGAUGCGCUGGUCAGUUUGGGCGGAGCUAGCUGGGAGUCUGGAACCAUCUCCCUACAGCAGAUCGCAGCAGCGGUCCAGGCCAGCGAAGGCAAGGAGGUGCCAGCGAUUGUGUUGCGGCAGGGAGAGACGGUGUCCCUGAAGCUGACUCCAGAGCGGUGGGCAGGCCAGGGGCUUCUGGGCUGCCAUCUGCGACCGAUUGGGGACACGACACGCGGGUGA